AUGACUGAGUUAUUGAUCAAAACCCAGCUUACAGCGCCGCGUGCCGCCGCUGCUCCCAGGUACUCGUUCCAGGACGAGGAGGACAUGUUCAUGGUGGUGGACCUCCUCCUGGGGGGGGAUCUGCGCUACCACCUGCAGCAGAACGUCCAGUUCGGCGAGGACGCCAUCAAACUCUACCUCUGCGAGAUGACGCUGGCGCUGGACUACCUGCAGAGCCAGCACAUCAUCCACAGAGAUGUCAAGCCAGACAACAUCCUACUGGAUGAACAAGGUCACGCUCACCUAACCGACUUCAACAUAGCAACGAUAAUAAAGGACGGAGAGAGAGCCACAGCACUGGCCGGAACCAAGCCCUACAUGGCCCCGGAGAUCUUCCAGUCCUUUGUAAGUGGAGGUACCGGCUACGCCUUUGAAGUGGACUGGUGGUCAUUAGGGGUGACAGCCUUCGAAGUGCUGCGUGGAUGGAGGCCCUAUGACAUCCACGCCAGCAACUCUGUGGAAUCCCUGAUCCAGCUGUUCAGUACAGUCAGUGUCCAGUACAGCCCGGCCUGGCCCAAGGAUCUGGUGUCCCUUUUGAGGAAGCUGCUGACGGUGAACCCGGAGCACCGCUUCUCCAGCCUGGCCGACAUGCAGACGGCCCCGUACCUCGCCGACAUAAACUGGGACGCCGUGUACGAGAAGAAGAUGGAGGCCGGAUUCGUUCCCAAUAAAGGUCGCCUCCACUGCGAUCCCACCUUUGAACUGGAGGAGAUGAUCCUGGAGUCGCGUCCCCUCCACAAGAAGAAAAAACGGCUGGCCAAGAACCGCUCUCGAGACAACAGCAAGGAUUCGCAGUCCCUCAGCAGACGAAAUGAGGAGGCGGUGCGCUUCAAUGGCGAGCAUCAAGUAACUUAUUUCUCGGGCUCCCUGCGUCCUGAGCUGCGUUGUGUUGAGAACGACUACCUACAGGAGUGCCUUGAAGUCGUGCAGCAGGAGUUCAUGAUCUUCAAUCGUGAGAAGCGUCAGGAGGAGGGUCCGGCCGAGGCCGGCGCCGACGACGGCGCCAGUGGCGACGGGGACGGGGAGGCCGAAGGCGGGGCCACCGACGAGGACGCGCCGGAGCCCGACCCCGACCCCGAACCUGAGCCGGACCCAGACCCAGAGCCGGAGCCCGAGUCCUCCUCCAAACUGAGCAUGUGCGGCUCUGUGUGCUCCUCCCCCGGCAGCUGCUAG
This is a messenger RNA of Menidia menidia (Atlantic silverside), 1212 nucleotides long. The record is from the annotation of a GenBank genome assembly. Lineage: Eukaryota; Metazoa; Chordata; Actinopteri; Atheriniformes; Atherinopsidae.